Molecule: messenger RNA, 4787 nt
Organism: Octopus bimaculoides (California two-spot octopus)
Lineage: Eukaryota; Metazoa; Mollusca; Cephalopoda; Octopoda; Octopodidae
Product: liprin-alpha-1
Biological process (GO): synapse organization
Cellular component (GO): presynaptic active zone
Molecular function (GO): protein binding
Source: RefSeq, a predicted model, not a curated record
UUUAUGAGGGAGGAAAAUGGCUUCCGAAAGGGUUUCUGUGUGAGGGAUAACUGUUACUGCCCUCUCUGGGAAGGACACCGGAGCCCCUCAGUAUGAUUCUCAACGAUUCUUGUCACAUAAACUUGAGAUGAGAGAGAUGUACAUUUUCAUGACAUAUCUAAACGGAAAGAUUAGGAUUUUAUCUUGCAGAAAAUAUGGAUAAACGUAGGCGGAUCUCUGUGGAGUGUGUGUUUUACCUAGAAUUAUAACAACAGUUUGUGUAUGAUCUUUCCCUGUGGUGGUGGUUAGUAGGAAUUUUUACUUUCUAAAAGAGAGAAGAUAUUUAAAAAAGGAUUAGAAAACCAAAAAGAGCCAUUUCAUUCGGAUAUUUCCCCCCUUAAAUUUAUCGUGUGUAGAGUUCUUCAUAAUAUAAAGCAUUCAAAAUGAUGUGUGACGUGAUGCCAACGAUUUCGGAAGAUGGGUCGAAUGACCGGGAAGCUCAGGGUGCUCAAGAUGAUGCUAAUUUCGAACAGCUUAUGGUUAACAUGUUGGACGAGCGCGACAAGUUGAUGGAAACCUUACGUGAGACCCAAGAAGCUUACAGUCUAGGCCAAGCAAAACUAGGUGAAGUUGAAAGAGAAAGGGACGCAUUUCAAAAACAGUUGCAAGCCACCACCCCUCAGGAAUUUGCUACUAUUACUAAAGAAUUGAGUGCUGCUCGAGAACAGCUAUUAGAAAGGGAGGAAGAAAUAUCAGAAUUGAAAGCAGAACGAAAUAACACUAGAUUACUGCUGGAGCACCUGGAGUGCCUUGUUGCUCGACACGAACGUUCACUCAGAAUGACGGUUGUGAAACGGCAGGCUUCGUCCCCAGGUGGAGUUUCUAGUGAGGUGGAAGUUCUUAAGGCACUAAAGUCCCUUUUUGAACAUCAUAAAGCACUUGAUGAGAAGGUCCGGGAACGACUACGGGUAUCUUUGGAACGAGUUGCAGUAUUAGAAGAAGAAUUAUCUAAUGCUAAUCAAGAACUGUUCACACUGCGGGAGCAGCAAGCAAAGUCCAGGCAUUCAAGUGGGAGCACUGAAGAUGGUAAACUCCUUAAGGGAACCUCCUCGGAGGGUACACAAGAUGGUGAUAAUAAAGAUCUUCAUCCUAAGAGGCUAUCAAAUGGAUCAAUAGACCCAGAUUCUGAUGUUAACCGUGUGAUAGAGCUUCAGGAAACAGUGGAAAAACAGAACUCAGAAUUAACUUCUACUAGGACAAACAUUUUAGAAUUAACAAACAAAUGUACAGAAUUGGAAGAAUCUCUAACGUCUACUCAGAAAGAUUUAAUAAAGUCUCAAGAACAAUUAGUUAAACUUCAAAGAGAUCUUCGAGAGUCUGUUGCACAAAAAGAAGAUCAAGAAGAAAGAAUAGCAACUUUAGAAAAACGGUAUAUUAAUGCUCAGAGGGAGUCCACGUCUUUACAUGACUUGAAUGAUAAAUUAGAAAAUGAACUCGCCUCAAAAGAAUCGCAGUUAAAGGCUAGUGAAGAAAAAAUAAGAGUUAUUCAAGAAAAAUUAGAAUUGUCAGAACAGAAACUGCAGCAAUCGUUACGUAAGGCAGAAGCUCUACCAACAGUAGAGGCUGAACUCGCACAGCGAAUGGAAGCUCUUAAUCAGAAUGCUAGAGGAUCUCAGGCCGAGCAACAACAUGGAAAUGCCCAAGAAAAAUUAUUAUCACUUGAACAAAGUCUCACUGACCAAACUAAUGAAUUACAAAGAGUAAGUAACUUCUUUGGUUUGAAGAUUUCUUAUUUGAAUAGUACUGGGCUUGAUGUAAUUGGCUUGUCCCUUCUCCUAAAACUUGCUGGCCCUGUGCCAAAAUUUGAAACUAUUAUUGUUGUUGUUAUUAUUAUUACUAUUAUUUCCUUAUUUCAGGUGAACACACUGAAUGAACAGGAGUGGGAGAAAAUACAACAAGCACAUGUGUUGGCUAAUGUUCAACAAGCUUUUGAUACCAGUGACACUGAAGGGACUGACGACACAGAGUCCAUAUUUGGCGCUGUUGACUUACUUUCACCCUCUGGCCAUACAGAUGCACAAACAUUGGCCUUGAUGAUCCAAGAACAGCUGGAUGCAAUCAAUAAUGAAAUUAGAUUGAUACAAGAGGAGAAAGAAAGUACCGAACAGCGAGCAGAAGAACUGGAAAGCAGGGUAGGGAGUGGAAGUCUUGAUGCAAUAGCCAACAGAUGGCGCUCGGGUUAUGAGCGAUCGUCUCCACCACUUAGCGGGCGAUCAACGCCUACUCCAAGAUCAUAUCAGUCCAGAGAUUAUCUUCAAAAAUAUCAUACAGCACCUGCAGGUAUGUCUGCAGCACAUAUGCACACCUACUCGUCCUCUAGUCCACAGCUAGCUACAGGGACCGACUCCUCUGCAUCACAGCCUGCUGUUCAAUACAGUCGUGACGACAGUGCGAUUCCAGAAGAAGGUCAUCAAAUUAAAUGUGAAUCAAGUCCACCAACUCCUCGUUCAAUACGGUUAGAAAGGGUGGCAGCAGCUUUAGCCCAUAGUGACGAGAGAUAUGGACUGGAUCAGAACACAGUAAUAAGAAUCUCUUCAGAGAUGUCGAAUAAAUUGAGGAGGGCCGUAAUGAUAGACAGUGCGCAUAGCUCCCCAAGUCCUCUAAGCAGUGCCAAUAGCAGCCAAGACUCCUUGCACAAACACCAAAAGAAACGUGGUAUAAAAAGUUCCAUAGGCAGACUUUUCAGUAAAAAAGAAAAACAGAAGACCAAAGAUGCAAUGAUCAGAGGUGAAAAUAUGGCCACUGGUGGCCAAUAUGGAGAUGGUUUGGAAGCAGGUUCAUCAGAUACACUUGCGUUGGGCUUAGGGCAAUCUGAAUUUGAUAGAAGAAAGAAAAAGAAGCAUGAAUUAUUGGAAGAAGCAAUGAAGGCUGGCACGCCAUUUGCAUUAUGGAAUGGUCCGACUGUAGUCGCUUGGCUUGAGUUGUGGGUUGGAAUGCCCGCAUGGUAUGUAGCUGCAUGUCGAGCUAAUGUUAAAAGUGGCGCCAUUAUGUCAGCUUUGUCGGAUCAAGAAAUCCAAAGAGAAAUUGGUAUCAGCAACCCUCUCCAUCGCCUUAAGUUACGUCUAGCCAUCCAGGAGAUGGUUAGCCUUACUAGCCCAUCAGCACCAAAGCCAUCACAAACGCCUUUGGCAUUUGGUGAUAUGAACCAUGAAUGGAUAGGCAAUGAAUGGUUGCCAAGUUUGGGUCUGCCACAGUACAGGAGCACGUUUAUGGAAUGCCUAGUGGAUGCACGGAUGCUAGAUCAUCUGACGAAAAAAGAUUUACGUGGUCAGCUAAAAAUGGUAGAUAGCUUCCACAGAACAAGCUUACAAUAUGGAAUAAAUAGUUUGAAAAAAAUAAAUUAUGAUAGAAAAGAAUUAGAAAGACGCCGAGAAGAGAGUUCGUCUGAAAUGAAAGAUGUACUUGUCUGGACAAAUGAACGAGUCAUUAAAUGGGUUCAGUCCAUUGGGUUGAAGGAAUUCGCAAAUAACUUAUUUGAAUCUGGAGUCCAUGGAGCUCUGGUAGCGCUGGAUGAAAGUUUUGACCAUAAUAGUAUGGCAUUAGCUCUACAAAUCCCCACUCAAAAUACACAAACCCGACAAUUAUUAGAACGUGAAUUUAAUAAUAUGCUUGCUUUAGGGACUGAGCGCCGCUUGGAUGAGGGCGAAGGUGGGAAAUUCAGACGUGCUCCAUCUUGGCGUAAAAAAUUCAAAACUAAGGAUACAAAAGGCCGUGAAGGUUCCACAGAAGAAACUGUUGAGUCGGCAACACCAGCAUCAACAAGCACCACUACGACAACAACUACUACUACUACUACUACAACAACAACAGGGGAAUCAUUUGCAGGACAGCAACAGUCACCCCAGCGGACCCGGCGAGGACCUGAUCCUUCGUCAAUGUCUCGCCGGACCACAGAAAAUAUGCGCAACUACUGAUCAUAUCUAUGUGUACUUAUUACGGUUUAUUCAUGCUAGGUUUUUAGACAGUAGCCGAUCUGCAUGCAGGGUCACAGACUGUCUUUUUUCCAACCUGAAACUGCUGUGUCCAAUGUGGUGGUGAUGGCCUACAUGUUGGUGAAAAGAAAACAUGCACCCACUUUUAAUCCUGCUGUCAACAGCAAGUUGACCUCUGGUCAGUCUGUGGGUAAAUAAUCAGGGCAGUGCCUAUAAAACCCCAUAUCUUUGCCAUACUGGCAUCUCACCCUCCAACCAACACUGCUUCAAGUCAAAAUUGCUGGGACUGUUCCAAAACUGAUUGAUUAAACAACAACAACAACAACUUCUCUCAUUUCUGGAAGCAGUCAACAAAUAAUACCAACAUCUUUUUUUUUUCCCCCCCUUUUUUUUUUUCUCUCCUCCCGUUGUGCCACAUCACUAAUUCCAGGGUCCGAUAAGGCAGUAAGGUCCGUCUGCUAAGUGACCCAUUUCGCUAGUUGAGCUAGUGCAAUUUUGAUUUGUCCCAUUUUUUCUAUAUUGCAACGUGGAUGUGCUGUGAUGUACGUACUUAUAUGAGCAACUGUAUAAAAAAAACAAUAAAUAAAUGGAAAAAUAAAAUAAAAAAAGAAAAAGAAACAUGACCACCAUGCACUUAAGCAUCCAUGCAUGUUUGUAUGCAUUCAUAUGUAUCUGUACAUACAUGCAUGUUUGCCUGUGCAAAGGAGGUUGUACGAAUGUCUGUGUAUGUGUGGAUGUAUGCAUGCUCUAACUAUCGUACGUGACAGCAGGUGUUGUCGUCCAUAUUUAAUGGAGAAAAUCUUUUUUUUUUUUUUU